UGCCCCACUCUGCCCGACACAGAGAGAAAAGUGAAUCGGCAAAACGACACCAGGUACACUCAGGUGAUGGCGAAAGGCGCAAUUCUCCUGCUGUUUUUUCUCUGCGUCUCAAACUGUGAAGAACAGACAGCGAACUCAGAUCAGGGAUCGACGGAACGGAUUCCAACGUCGCGGAACGGCCCGUCGGGUACGGGUUUGAGCGUGCCGCCCCCCUCGAGUCCCGCCGCGCCUCUCUCGAAGACCAGGAGGGACAGGAUCACCUGCCUGGCCGUCCUCUCGGCUCUGGGGCUGCUCGUUUCGAUUUUCGGCAGCGCGACCGUCUUCCUGUGCGCCAGGCUGCAGGUCCGCAGAGAAGCCUCGACGGCUGUGGAGGCGGGGUUGUGGGCAAAGCCGAACUGCUCUUCGGCGCCCCCUGCCCACCCCAGGAGGAAGGAACGCAGCCUGUGGUUGCAGCCUAAAGUCACCGUGGAGGAAAUCACAGAGUUCUGGUAUUCCAACGGAGUGGAGCUGAAAGAGAUACACUGCCAGAGCUGAGUCAUUACUGGAGCCACAGUCCAGUAUAAUAUAUAAAACUAUGGCUAUUGAAACUCAGGGGGGGGGGCUGUCUGAAUCAUUGCUGGAGCCACAGUCCAGUAUAAUAUAUAAAACUAUGGCUAUUGAAACUCAGGGGGGGACUGUCUGAAUCAUUGCUGGAGCCACAGUCCAGUAUAAUAUAUAAAACUAUGGCUAUUGAAACUCAGGGGGACUGUCUGAAUCAUUGCUGGAGCCACAGUCCAGUAUAAUAUAUAAAACUAUGGCUAUUGAAACUCAGGGGGGGCUGUCUGAAUCAUUGCUGGAGCCACAGUCCAGUAUAAUAUAUAAAACUAUGGCUACGACCCCCCCCCCCCCC
This is a messenger RNA of Acipenser ruthenus (sterlet), 889 nucleotides long. RefSeq lists its product as uncharacterized. The transcript has 2 exons. Bases 67 to 534 code for a protein of 155 amino acids. The record is from RefSeq and is a predicted model, not a curated record. NCBI's taxonomy places the organism in Eukaryota, Metazoa, Chordata, Actinopteri, Acipenseriformes, Acipenseridae.